CUCCGGGGAUCCGGGACACCACCCUCGCGCAGUCUCGGGUCGCUGUAGCCCGGGGGCUUUUGCCAGCGGCGCCGGGGGCCUGUGUGCUGGGGCAGCGGGCGCUCCCUUGACCUCGUCCUCCUCAUCCUGUGCGGCCGGCCGGGUGAGGCCGGGCCCGCGUAGGGGGCAGGCGGCGGCUGCCUCCGGCGGAGGUGCCUCGCGGCUCCCGGGCGGGCCCGCGCCUCGGCGGCGUGCUCCAUGCAUCCGGAGCCCGCCCCGCCCCCGAGCCGCAGCAGCCCCGAGCUUCCCCCGAGCGGCGGCAGCACCACCAGCGGCAGCCGCCGGAGCCGCCGCCGCAGCGGGGACGGGGAGCCUCCGGGAGCCCCGCCGCCGCCGCCGCCGCCGCCGCCGCCGCCGCCGCCGCCGCCGCCGCCGCCGCCCGCCGUCACCUACCCGGACUGGAUCGGCCAGAGUUACUCCGAGGUGAUGAGUCUCAACGAGCACUCCAUGCAGGCGCUGUCCUGGCGCAAGCUCUAUUUGAGCCGCGCCAAGCUCAAAGCCUCCAGCCGGACCUCGGCUCUGCUCUCCGGCUUCGCCAUGGUGGCAAUGGUGGAGGUGCAGCUGGACGCUGACCACGACUACCCGCCAGGGCUGCUCAUCGCCUUCAGUGCCUGCACCACGGUGCUGGUGGCUGUGCACCUGUUUGCACUCAUGAUCAGCACCUGCAUCCUGCCCAACAUCGAGGCGGUGAGCAACGUGCACAACCUCAACUCGGUCAAGGAGUCCCCCCACGAGCGCAUGCACCGCCACAUCGAGCUGGCCUGGGCCUUCUCCACCGUCAUCGGCACGCUGCUUUUCCUGGCCGAGGUCGUGCUGCUCUGCUGGGUCAAGUUCUUGCCCCUCAAGAAGCAGCCAGGCCAGCCGAGGCCCACCAGCAAGCCCCCCGCCAGUGGUGCAGCCGCCAACGUCAGCACCAGCGGCAUCACCCCGGGCCAGGCAGCCGCCAUCGCCUCGACCACCAUCAUGGUGCCCUUCGGCCUGAUCUUUAUUGUCUUCGCCGUCCACUUCUACCGCUCACUGGUCAGCCAUAAGACGGACCGACAGUUCCAGGAGCUCAACGAGCUGGCGGAGUUUGCUCGCUUACAGGACCAGCUGGACCACAGAGGGGACCACCCCCUGACGCCCGGCAGCCACUAUGCCUAGGCCCAUGUGGUCUGGGCCCUUCCAAUUCUUUGGCCUUACGCCCUUCCCCAUGACCUUGUCCUGCCCCAGCCUCACGGACAGCCUGUGCAAGGGGCUGGGCUUCAGCAAGGGGCAGAGCGUGGAGGGAAGAGGCUUUUUGUAAGAGAAAUUUCUGCACUUUGAAACUGUCCUCUAAGAGAAUAAGCAUUUCCUGUUCUUCCAGCUCCAGGAAGAGCCGGAGGGGGCCAAAGUGGGGCCACACACUCGCUGUGUCCCCUCUCCUCCCCUGUGCCAGUGCCACCUGGGUGCCUCCUGUCCGUCUCAACCUCCCUUCCGUCCAGCGUUGAGUGUGUACAUGUGUGGGUGACACAUAAAUAUACUCAUAAGGACACCUCC
Molecule: messenger RNA, 1557 nt
Organism: Macaca mulatta (Rhesus monkey)
Lineage: Eukaryota; Metazoa; Chordata; Mammalia; Primates; Cercopithecidae
Gene: ORAI1
Product: ORAI calcium release-activated calcium modulator 1
Biological process (GO): store-operated calcium entry
Cellular component (GO): membrane
Molecular function (GO): store-operated calcium channel activity
Source: RefSeq, a predicted model, not a curated record